ACUUCAGUGUACUUUCUGAUUUCGCAACGGUUCGAACGUGAGCGCGCCUGCAGGAAUCGAAGGACUCGCUUUUUGGGGAAGUCACAACGUGGACUUCGUCCUCGCACUCGCACUUCGUCAAGUAUCCGCCGUGGAUGCCGAAUGUCCUGUGGUGCACUUUCAGUCGAAUCUCGACGUUCGCCUGCAAUGGAUCAGGGGACUCCCAAGCGGCGGCUCCCCGAGUCAGUCAAGUAGAGCGCGAAAAUUGAACGUAAAAUCGCUCGCAGGAUAUGUUUGCCGGAUAUGUCAACCUACGCGGAGCCCAACCUCCGUCCGGUGGCUUCCUCCUCCGAUCCGAGUGCUUCCCCAAGUGCUAGUGCUUAAGAAGAAGAUAAAAAAAGAGGCGAGCAGGCCAGGAACCACAAAGCGAAAUAGCCAAAAAGAGAUAUAAAGCAAAAAUGUUGGCCCUGAGCUGGAUGAUGAUGUCAUGCCAUUGUGCUGGCCAAAAGUGAAAGUGUUGUUGCCGCUUUUCCGGCCACGGGUGACACAUGAGCGGCUCAGUCAUGUGCCAUUAUCCCUCAAGUGCACGACCCAGUAAUUAACUGCGAAAGCUACCCCACAAAAAAAGAAACGUGUAAUAAACUCACUGCGAAAAAUUGAGAUUUAGUGGAAUUGCCCAUUAAGGAUUAUAGCCACAUAAAGGAUACUCUCGCUGAGCUAUGGAUACCCUAAUUGCGCUCUGCUCUCUACUGUUGUUACUCCUUUCGCAAAACGCUGCAAUCCUUGGCCAGUUGGACAGCACGAGCAGCGGGGGGAGUGGCACUGGCGGCGCGCCCCCCGAUAGACCGCCCACUCCCCCGCUCAGCCUGCAGCCGUCGACGCCAUCAAUAACGCAUUUCGUAAAUGAGUCCUUCAUCAUCUUCUGCCAGACAGUACAAAAGGAUAUCGACACCAAGUGGCGCGAUCCCCGCGGACAGACCCGUGAGAACACCAAGGGUCGCGUCCACAUCGAGAAGAAGACGACGGGACUCCUGGCAUUAGUUUUCGAGCACAUCGCACUGGAGGACAGAGGGAACUGGACCUGCGAGGUGAACGGGAACAGGAACGGCAAUCGCAACGUGAAUGUGGAACGUGAAUUUUUGGCCUCCUUCGAGCUGCUCGUAAAUCAGAAAAUCUCAUUUGGCAAGACGGAGCAAGUGCAGUCGGUGCGCGAGGGACGCGACGCGAUGGUCAAUUGCUUCGUGGAGGGAAUGCCCGCGCCGGAGGUCUCCUGGCUCUACAAUGGCGAAUAUAUAAACACCGUCAACUCGACGAAGCACAAUCGCCUGUCCAACGGUCUGUACAUCAGGAAUGUGAGCCAAGCGGAUGCCGGGGAGUACACGUGUCGGGCGAUGCGCAUAACGCCGACUUUCUCGGACUCCGAUCAGAUAACAAUUUUGCUAAGGAUACAACAUAAACCCCACUGGUUCUUCAACGAGACCCUGCCCGUGCAGUACGCCUAUGUGGGCGGGGCGGUGAACCUGAGCUGCGACGCGAUGGGCGAGCCGCCACCAUCGUUCACCUGGCUGCACAACAACAAGGGCAUCGUGGGCUUCAAUCACCGCAUCUUCGUGGCGGACUACGGUGCCACGCUGCAGCUGCAGAUGAAGAACGCCUCGCAGUUCGGCGACUACAAGUGCAAGGUGGCCAAUCCGCUGGGCAUGCUGGAGCGGGUGAUCAAGCUGAGGCCAGGGCCUAAGCCACUGGGACCGCGGCGGUUCCAACUGAAGAAGCUCUACACCAACGGCUUCGAGCUGGACAUCCAAACGCCAAGGAUGAGCAACGUGUCCGACGAAAUGCAGAUCUACGGUUACCGGGUGGCCUACAUGAGUGACACUGAGUUCAAGUUCAGCGCUGGAAACUGGAGCUAUGCCAAGCAGAGGGACUUCUCCUUCCACGGGGGCAAGCACUUCAUCAUUCCCCACCUGGAGACGAACACCACGUAUCUGAUGCGGGCGGCCAGUAGGAAUCUGGCCGGAUUGAGCGACUGGAGUCCCGUGAAGGUGUUCACCACGGCCGCAGGAUGCAGCUGGAGUCCUUGGCUGUAUCCGUCAUAUGGACUCAUUCUCGCUUUGAUCUGGACAUAGAGCCUCGACCUAUACCGAUCACCAAUACCAAAUGCAAUCCCAACCCAAACUCGUUAUUGUUGCGCUAAGUUUUCUGUUUUCGUGUAUCUUCUGUGAUAGAACUUUGUGUGUGCAAUUUAACCUUUAACCUAACCCGAGAACGUUGAAGGAGCGAAUUAUUAAACGAAAUGCUUUUAGCUAUAUAUAGACGACAUCUGUUUAGCCUAUUGCCAAUUUUUGCUGCCAACUUUCAUUCAUCGAUCGCAUUUUUUGUACGUUUUUUAUGAGAAAUUAUUAUCGAACGAUUUUGAAGAGGGUGGAAUCCUUACGAUACAUACAAUACAUAUGCAUUGUCAACUCUACCUUAUAGUUAAAUAUGAAACGCCCAACUCUACAUAAAUGUUGUUCAAGCUAAAGAUAACUAAAACGAUAUACAAGUAAACACACACACACACAAAAGAACCGAAAACUUUGAUGAAUUUUACAAAACACAAAUGGAAGUCCAAAUUAUUGAUUACAAAUGAUAAAUGGAAGCAGAGCAAAUCAAUAAUAGAAAGCGGAUUGAAUUAGCUUAAUUGAAGUGAAAAUCGAAUACCAGAAAUGAGAAUCGAACCCCGAAGUAAAAAGUAAAGAAAUGUUUAGUUGGUAAGCAGUGCGUAUGAGUAAUAUGAAAAUAAAUUCAACUGAAUGUGU
Molecule: messenger RNA, 2777 nt
Organism: Drosophila melanogaster (fruit fly)
Lineage: Eukaryota; Metazoa; Arthropoda; Insecta; Diptera; Drosophilidae
Exons: 7
Coding region: 699-2105 (468 amino acids)
Biological process (GO): animal gross anatomical part developmental process; cell differentiation; anatomical structure morphogenesis
Source: RefSeq, marked reviewed